This is a messenger RNA of Cottoperca gobio, 3159 nucleotides long. It is a transcript of the gene lrrc24, whose product is annotated as leucine rich repeat containing 24. Gene Ontology annotation, molecular function: protein binding. The record is from RefSeq and is a predicted model, not a curated record. Bases 477 to 2333 code for a protein of 618 amino acids. Lineage: Eukaryota; Metazoa; Chordata; Actinopteri; Perciformes; Bovichtidae. The transcript is spliced from 5 exons.
GAGAAAGGAGGAGGGAGUCAAGUCAAGCAGUGAUAAUUAAAGGAGUGGGUCACUAUUGGAAGAUAUCAUCCGCGUUGAGCGAAAAGAAAAGAAAGAAUAACGGGAAAACGAAUCAAAGACGUAUAACAAUAUCAGAGGAGGGAGAUAAGAGUCUAAAUCGACCACCAUCGGCGCUGGCGUCCAGCGUUGGCAGUCAGAUGCGAGCAGCUUCCUCCGGCGCUCAGCAUCCAAUUAGAAUGGACGAGCUCAGCCUGUGUGGUUUCUAAACCGCGGCACAGUCAGGAGCGAGUGGGGAAAAAGCGAGCGGAGGCAGGCAAACAAUGCUCAGGCUCAUUUAUCUGCAGUGAUUUGAAGUGGGAUUCAUCUUUUCCUUUUUUCUUUAAAUUGUGUAUUCCAAGUGGGGAGACUGCUGCCAGGAUCAAGUCCACGCACGCAGGGAAACGGUUUUGUCUCUGAAGGUCUACUGUGAAACCACCAUGGUCCUAUUGUGGUUCUCCAGACUCGUCCUCAUCAUCACGGCCCUCAUCCCUCGCCCUUCUGCGGGAUGCCCCUCCGACUGUCGCUGCUACAGCCUCACAGUGGAGUGCGGAUCUCUUGGGAUCAAAGAAAUCCCACAAGGUGUCCCCUCUGUCACCGAGACCAUUUUCCUCCAGGACAACGCUAUAGUGCAGAUCCGUCUUCAGGACCUGACUCGCCUUGGUAGCCUCCAUUACCUCUACCUUCAGAAUAAUAGCAUCUCAGCCCUGGAACCUGGAGCGUUUCUCAGCCAGGGGCAGCUGCUGGAGCUAGCCCUCAAUGGCAACCUCAUCCACCUUGUGACCCCAGACAUGUUUCGGGGUCUGGAGCACCUCCGGAUCCUGUACCUCGCUGGGAAUCAGAUAACUCGAGUGCAGGACUACACCUUCAGGGGACUGCAGCGUCUGCAGGAACUUCACCUGCAGGAAAACAGCAUAGAGCUGCUAGCGGAGCAAGCUCUGUGUGGCUUGUCAUCUCUGGCCCUGCUGGACCUCAGCAGAAAUCACCUCCGCACCCUGGGAGCUUCAUCACUCAAUCCGCUCGUGAGCCUGCAGGUGCUCCGAGUCACAGAAAACCCAUGGCGCUGUGAUUGUGCUUUAGGCUGGCUGAGGACCUGGAUCAGCGAAGACGGACAGCGUCUGUUGAGCUCUGCCGAACAGCGUCGGCUGAUGUGCUCUGAACCGCCUCGCCUCUCCCACCUCAGCCUGGUGGAGGUGGCUCCCAACAGCCUGGUCUGCAUCCCCCCCGUAGUGCAGCUCGAGCCCAGCCACCUGACUGUGCGACUAGGGGAGAGCCUCCGUGUUUCCUGCCAGGCCUCGGGAUACCCUCAGCCUCAGGUGACAUGGAAGAAAGCCUCGCAUGGCAAGGCCCAGUUAUCACCUCGAGGCUUGGUUCAAGAGCUGGGACCUAAUGGUGAGCUCUUCAGGCCUGGAGCUGGAGGAGUGGUGACAGCCCUGCCUAGCAGUGAAGGGAUCAAGGUUGGAGGCAUUGAAGGAAUCCAGGGGCUUGUGCGUGGGACUGAGGAGGGUGGCGAGAGGGACAGCUUUGAUCCGGACAUGGGUAGCGGGAUGUUGUUCCUCAGCAACGUGACUGUAGCGCACGCUGGGCGUUACGAGUGUGAAGCCUGGAACCCUGGUGGUGUAGCCAGAGUUACCUUUCAUUUGGCUGUCAACAUGUCUUCUACUUCUUAUUCAUCCCAGUUCUGGCCUCGUUUGAACAUGCACUCCGUUGUUUCCUCUUCAUCUAGCUCCUUCUAUCAACCAGAGGUUCUGGAUGUUAGUCAGGAGCUGCUCUAUGAACAGGACAGCAUGGACUUCUACGCUCUUGGCCCUGCUACGCAGACGGCCAUUGCUGUUGGUAUCUCCUUGCUGGCACUCACUGCCGUUCUCCUCUUGAUUAUGAUCUACACUCGUCACCAGCAGUACCGCAAAGAAGAAGGCGGUUCCUACUGUACCAGCAAGGAAGAAAGCAUCCUUUAUGUGAAUGACUACUCUGACGGGCCCACCACCUUUGCACAGCUAGAAGAGUUCCGCGACGACCACGGCCACGAGAUGUACGUGCUCAACAGAACCAAGCCUGUCCUGGGCUCCACUUCAUCCAGGUGUCCCAUGAUAAGCGGGUUUGUCCAGCAGAAGGGUAUGAAGGAGGCUCUCCUGGACCACGAAAUGGUGCAGACACUGACCAGAUCAGGGGGAAUGGGGCUUCGCAGAAACCCAGCAGAUGGAAACGAAGGACCCCUAACAACAGACCCAGAGGAACUCUUCCUCAGUCAGAGUCUCCUCUUCGGAUCGCAGGUUGCCUACGAGAUCCACUGCUAAAGGGAUGAUUGUGUUCUGAUAUGAACCAAUAUGUUGAUGGACUUAAUUAAAGACAUUAAAAGAAGUCAUGGUGCAAAGAUUUGAAGCAUCAGAUCAUUAUAUGGUCUUCAAAUGAGAGGAGAGCGUCAGUUAGUGGUUGCUGGGAGGAACCUGGAUCACAAUCAGCCUCUCAGAGAUGCUCAUCUGAUUUAUUGUAUGACAUUAAUUUAGAUGGGUCAGAUGGAUGAACAUUGAUAAUUAGGGAAAGUAACAACUGAACCAUACCUGUCUGUGUCCAAAUCAACCCUUUAAAGAUAAUUACAAGUUGCUAACUUUAUCAGAAAUGGUUUGGAUGACAGUUCAUCUAAAUCCUCACAAAAUAGGCUGAGAAUUAACAAUAUGGAUUAAAACAGUGAGUAAUAUUUUGUACUUUUCUUUAGGGUUUGUUUUGUGUUCUGUCUGUAUUAUGUGUAAAUAUAAUGAAGCAAAUUUUCACUGUGAAGUACAGAUAUUUUGUGGACCCUGUUGCAGAUCUCAUUAGAAUUAGACCUAAACUGAUCCUCUUACUGAAACUACAUUGUCAUUACCCAUAUGGUCGAAUGAGUGUGGGUGGGUGGAUUUGUUUAAAGAUGUUCAUUUUGAAUGCAGCAUCCAUUUGUAACAUGGCAUUGUAUUACUUGAUGUUAACAUGUCAUGCUUUUUCUACUUAUUUGUUGCAAUACUAGAACAAGGAAUUAACAUUUAUAUUGGCUGAAUCUUUGGUGAAACUAAUUCCAUUAACAUCACUCUGUGUGAAUAUUGUACAUUUUGUCUUUGGUUUCUACAUAAUAAAAUGUAUUUUAAAAGA